This is a messenger RNA of Amoebophrya sp. A25, 10968 nucleotides long. NCBI's taxonomy places the organism in Eukaryota, Dinophyceae, Syndiniales, Amoebophryaceae. The record is from the annotation of a GenBank genome assembly.
AUGGGUGGCAUCACGUCCUUCAUGGGUGACGAUUCGAGCUUAAGGCUUCGCGAGAACUCAGUACAUAUUUGAAUAAUAUUAUAUAAUAACAUGAACCUUUACCGGUUAGUUUUUACCUCUAGAGAUCUCGCCCUUUCAACAAUAUUUAAUAACAUGAAAUAAUUUGAUAUUUGGAUAAUAUAGCUACUCGAACCUACGUUGUCCUAGCAGGUGCGGCUUGGCCGCGAAGCGGUGGACCCUCAACCUUAACCUUAACCUUAAUAUAGCUGGGAAGUAGGUUGUUGAUGAGUAGUUUUAGUUUUUUUGAUGGGUAGCGUUGUAGAAGACCUAAGUAGUAACAAAAAAACUAGGUUUUCGACAAGACCGAAUACCUGCUAUUUUUGUUGGAUUGAUCCCAUCCUAUCGAUCCCAUACUUUCCUCUCCUAUGCAUCUUAUCCUAUCUUAUCUUAUCCUAUCCUGUUCACCUCUCUAUCCUACCAUCUUAUCGCAUUCUACGAUCUGGCGACAGGAGUGUAUAGCGUGUAUAGCGUUGACCUCAUCUAAGCUUUGCCGUAGCAGAAAAUUGGGGUGGCGGCACCCAAGGGUGGGGUGGAGGCAACCAGGGUUCAUGGGACAACUGGAACCAGCAAGGAUGGGGGACGUGGGGUCAGCAAGGCGGUCAACAUUAUGGCAUCUUCUUCAAUGGCCUCGAACGCUCACCCCCUCACAGGUGAGCCAACUCCUAUCCUGUCCUAUCCUGUCCUAUCCUAUCCUAUCCUAUCCUAUCCUAUCCUAUCCUAUCCUAUCCUAUCUUAGCUCUUUACAGUACACCACUCUCUUGCCUAAAUAACUGUUCUGGCACUCUUGAUCAAGAAGAUGACGGAGAAAUAAAUGUAGCUCUGUAGGUACUUUUAGAAACUCAACAAGAUGGUCUAUUUCAUGUGAAGAUUGAUUGUAAGUGAGAAAUCUAAGAACAGCAGCAGGCACAUCGAGCAACGCAGUCUGGCAAUGCUAAAGGUAGCGCUGCCGGCGCGAAGAAACAAUCUGCGAAAUCCAAAGAAGCUGCUAAAAAAAGACCAGCAGGACGUGCAACGAGUAAUUUUUUUUGAAAAAUGUCAGUCAGUCUACCCACCUGAUUCACAGACUGUUAGUAAAAGAUCAUUCAUCUGCACAAGGACCACUCCAAAAAUUUGGAUAAUGAUGAAGCCACACCUUGAGAAUUGAGCACUUAAGUUGUAAAAAGCACCGGUUAGAAGUUUUUCUCUUGUGGUAAACCUUACUUGGACUUCCCUUCGUGAUGAUAUGUAUUGAUAGUUAUACAACGAGCAAGCUCAGGAUAGUUCAAUAGCCAGUUCUUACAACAAGCUCAGGAUAGUUUAAUAGCUAGUUCUUACAACAAGCUGAUCAUGAUAGUUGAAAUCGUAAGACUUCUUCACAUUUACAAGUAAAAAUACCUGACUUACAGCUACACAAAAGGGUGGAGCUGGAGGUGCAGCUGCGAAAGCUAGGGGCAAAGCGAAGGCGAAGGCAGGUGGCAAGACCAAAGUUGAUCCACGCAAAACAGCGGUCAAAGGAACCAGAAGCACCCGACGAGGUGAGGGACAGGCCGCACCAUUGUUAAGAUUAAACAAUAUUUAUAUAUUAAAUACUUAGUGCUGUUGUAGCAGCGUAGAAGUAUUAAGGCUCAGCUUUCAUUGGUCACUGAGGUUGGUCACUGAAAUCGAAGGGGCUCCCUUCAGAGAACAGGGGAAAACAGAGGGAGAACAAGCAGAGGGGUAAAGGGCCCUUUUCUUUCAGCAUCAGUGACCAAUGAAUGUCGACGUUUAAAAGUAGAAAUGAUACAACAACUACCUAGUACGUUGAGUUUUCACUAUCUAAUGUUUUAAGUACUUUGUUCGUUCUUUUUUAGAUUGCUUAGUACGAAUUGAGAAUGAUACUCUUGUGAUGAAUCAGAAGAUCAUGAAUAAGCCCAUAUUAUUCUGAGAAUUGAGAAAGAAUCUCAAAAGCAAGAAUCCCCAUAUGAGUCGCAACGGUGCCCAUAUGAGUCAUCGCGAAACGAACUUUCAUUGUAGGAAGAAGGGGAUUUGGCCAUGGAGUCCGGCAGCGAGGAAGAAGUCUUCGACUCAGAAUCCGACAUCGAUGAGACGAAUGUUAAGGCAUUCAGACAAUAGGGAAGUGAUAUGCUGCUGGUGCGUCGAACUAAAUCGAAAAAAUUUGUAAUUUGUAAUUCGGUGAAGUCUAAUGUCUCAGUCAAAGCUAGCCUCGUAGAAGAUGCUGUACUAGCUCUCUUAGCUCGCUCGAUUUUCUCUCUCUCUUUCUCUUAAUAGAAGUUCAUAUGUAGGGGCAGCGGUCGUAAUAGAGACUGGCUUUGAGAAGUCUAGUCUAUCUUUUCUAUACUUCCGGAUCGAAAUUGGGGAAGCUAAUUGCAAAGAAUGUAAAUACUUCCACAGCUCAAGUUCCACAUCUGAACCUCCACAUCUGAACUUCCACACCCUCUUCAAGCUCUAAUAAGAAAGCCGGAGGAUUUUGGGACGGCGUCAUGGAGUUUUUCUAUGGUACUAAUCGUGUUGCGCCGAAGGCGUCAACGCAGCGUCGCAGUAGACGACAAGAAGUUACGACUGCUCAAUGGAUGGAUUGUCUAGAAGUUGACUAGAUUUUCAAAAUAAAAGAUGUUGACAUACAACUGAAGACGUGGAAAAAAUUAGAAAUCAGCAUGCUGUAUCUCCUAUCUCAAGAUGUAAUCAUGGUAGCUGCUGAAGGUGAUGUAUUUUAGGGUUAUGUACUCAGGAGUAGCUGGCUCUAAUAAGGGAGCUGCGUCGGAUCCUCUGCUUUCGGGAGACAUUGUGGAGGGGUCGGAUGACGAGCAGCAAUACUAUACAGAGAACCUUGAGGAGAGCCGUUUGCUGGAAUACCGCAAUGCGUUCUCUCUCCAAGGAAUACCUGAAAAGGUCACCUUCACCAAAGAGGAUGUGGAGGGCGCUUUUGGCGCUUUUGGCAUGUCACCGUCCAUGGAUUCACCAUCGAAGGAACCGCUAGCAGCCUUGGACUUCCUGUUGCGUAUCGGUGUCAGCGUCGAUCCCGCAGAGCUCGAAGAAGGGUACGCGCUGAGUCCUAUUGGAAGGCUACGCGGUGAAGGCUCGAUGUCCCCGGAAGACAGGAGAGCAGUUGUCGGAGCUUUCAAUCUUUAUGGAAAUGGAACAACUAGGCAUUGACUUUUUUUUGAUAGUUAGUACUAUGAUGGGAUGCGCUGCGGCUCAGGUUACUUAUACCUCUAGAUGUAGCUUUUCAUCAUUUCGAGUACUGUCCUCUCCGCUACAAAGCUUAUUGAGGCAUGCUUACUCCCAUUAUUUUUGACUCUUGGUGCAGGAAAUCUCACUUAGUGAAUGUUCUUCAUCAGGGUGGUCAAAGUUUUUCACUUCGUUCAUCUUGAUUCAUUGUUCUAAUUUGCAUCGGAUAUUGCGAGUUCACCGGGAUCGCGCGCUGCUCGGUCACCGGAGGACGCUGCCGCUAUCUCAAGAUUGGUGCAGGCUGCGCGAAGGAGUGCCGAAGGACCCGAAAUGGUCGCCGAGCUCUUCGCAUACACGCUUCGCCAACUGGCAGACGGCACGCAGCAGCGACGACCCACGGGAAGCUUGCUGUUGUUAUGGCUUCCGCGAAUGGUCCACCAUCUUUAGACCACAAGGGAUCCUAGUUGUAGGAGAGAGGCUUUUCAAGGGUGGGAAAUAGAGGCGCCUAGGAGGAAGAUGGAUAAGGGUGGGGAGGGCUCUAAUGCUGCUCGCGAGCAACAACAGCACCACAGGGGGAACCGUGCGAGCUGCAACGCUUCUCCGCAGCGCUCAGGAGGCGUGUGCGCCCGUGUCCGAUUGGGGCGCGCGCCUGGAGUCCAUCACCAACGAAGUACUGGCUGAAUACGAUGAAAACGUUGAAGGCAUGAAAACAGGCUCCGCGGCGGUCGGCCCAAGAACCUUCGAUGCUCAAGUUGCGUGGCUCUUCAUGUUGCGCCUCCGCGAUUUGGCACCGGCGUUGGCCGCGUAUCAGAAAGCCUCUAGCAGCAGCCAGAAUGUCCCGGCCGAUCAAGGAGCGCGCGCGCAACAAGAACUCACUCGUCGCUUCUCGAGCUUUCUCGCGGGCCUCCGAAACGAAUCCGCUGGGGGCGUUGGCUCUCGCCGAGACGUGUUGUCCCGCAUGUGCUCUGCGCUAGCAGAACACGCGGCGGGCACUGCAGAAAGCUUCUACACGCAGCUGCUACGAUGCGUCCGCACCGCCUACUAUGCUUUAACCUCAACCGAGCGCGCUACUACCGGUAUUUUCAACAAGUUACAUCAGCUUUUACAUUUAAUAUACUAAAUCGACGCUUAUUUUCCAUCGAUGAAGAGUAAGUAUAGCACUUCUAGAGUUCCUUGCUGUGCGUACAUGCUUGUUGAGUAGUCUUCACGUUUCCUUCACCCGCAAGAUCAAUCUACUUCACAACUUCUACAACAGCUGGUGCGGAUUUUCUGUAUCGCGGUGAGCGGGUCUUUGUGUCGACUGUUGCAGACUUGGCUCUGUUUUUGCGACGAGAGCUGCGUGGCCUGCGGCGCAUGGAGCUGCUCCUUGGCAUGGAGUUUGGUUUCCCCGGUCCGCGGUCCUUGGGCGAGCUUUGCGAGAGCGUGCCGGAGGAGGUGUUCUUCAUGACGGGCUACCACGACCCGGUGGAGAGUCUUCAGCGCCGCAUCCUGCUGGCGCUCGACUUCGAGCUCCAAUUUGACCACUUAGUGGCCAUGGCAGAGCAGCUGGAGGAGGAGGCGGAAGAAGCGAGGGAAGUUAAGGCUUCUUGGCGAUAGAGGUUAUUAAAAUACCUCCUCAUGCAAGAGUUACAAUAGGUUAUACCUAAUGUAUAACUGAUUCAUUUCCACCAAGGUCCAUGUCAUAGUUUGUUUCAAAGAGAAAGAGUGUGUAAAGUGAGUAUAAUUUUGCAACUUAUCCUCGGUGCAACUUGAACUUAUCUUCACAUCCGUUCAACUCAUCACAUCCUCCUAGAAGUUUUCCUCUGUAACUACUUCUAUAAGGGUCAACAUUUUUAGAUGAAAUGAAUCGGAAUUGUUUUGAAGAAUUCUUCUAAGGCAGCAGAACGCGCAGCUGUGCGAGUGUCAACUGGAGGUCGACAGACGACCACCUCCAGCGUGGCCGAAUUCGCGAAACACGGGUCCAUAGGAACGAAAACCGGAAAUCCAGGUGGCACCGGAAGUUCAGGCGGCAGUGGCGCGACUGGUCCUUCUCCUGGGAGGAAUCCUAAUCAUGCGAGCACGCCCUCUCGUUCGGUUCCAGCGGCUGCGUUGGCGAGCCGCACAAUGUCCGCUGGCACAGGAAGUUCCUCGAUGCAACCCGCUCGAGCAGCACCCUUACAUCAACCACAGGUGCCAGGAGAAAGCUCGUCUCGCGGAUUGCUUUUGUCAGGUCGAGGAUUGGUUUUGUCACCCCCGGACAGCGUUGGGGGAAUCGGUCCUCUCGGCGGGGGUGGCAUUGGUGCUCUUCCAUCUGUUCCUGCUCCAGGGGCUAGAGGUAGUUCUGCAGCAGUUUUCCCUGGAGGAGCUGCACCCACUGGAGCUGCAGGAGGCGCAGCACCCGUGAGCACCCUUAGCAACUCGUCUGCGUCGUCGCAGAACGGUACAACCUCGCCAGGUGGCCGACGGCGGAACCGUGCGCAGGCGGUUAAGCGAGACUGGACGAACGAGGAAGAACUGCUCAUCGCACAGAGCGUUGCGGAACUGGUCUCCAGUGUCUACGGGGAAGCGUAUGUCCGCGAAGCCAUCGCAACAAAAGACCCCCCUGGCGCAGGGCCACCACGAGAGACGAUCGCACCCACGACUUUAGUCGGAGGAGCGGCCGCUUCGUCCUCGUCCUCCUCGAGUGCUUUUCCUCCUCCGCAGGGCGGCCCAAUGGCGGCGCGACUGAACAGUCCAGCUGGUGUGGUCCGCGCACCACGAGGGGAACCACGCGCCUCCGCGAGAAUUGAAGAGCAUAGUCUAGGGGGAAGAGAAGAGGACGAUACGGACGAUACUAGACAGCGGGCGUCCGGAGACUUGCGUACGCUGGUCCUGAAGAGUCUCGGCACGCGUCGUGGGGACCAGCCCCCGGGAGCACCAAGAACGCCACCGCAGGGUCUCGCGAUGGAGCCGCACGUAGCAGGCAUUACCCCAGGUACUAGUAGAGUUCCUCCGGUAGGAGCGCAGGUGACUCCAACGCUGAGCUCGUUGUUGUCGACUGGCCCAGGAGUACCCCGGCGGCGGGAUCGGCUCCCAGCCUCCAUGAUCACUUCAUCUGCUACAGAAACGACGACGGACUCAUCUCUCUUUGUCUGCGAGCAUGAGGACGAGGACAACAUGGGCAACACCACUUAAGGCUUAGUACCCUAUUGUAAUGAUCCAUCUUCACAGCCAUUCUUCUCCGUUUUAAUACCCUUUGUCUCCUUUCGAACUAGUUCACACGCUCAAUAUAUUACUAAUCUUCUGUGCAGCUUAAUACUUAGAAGAGAAGAUGAGCUUAGAUGGAUUACUUUCAGCUCUAAAGCAAGACCCCGACUCGACCUGGUGGCAAAAUGAAGCACAUUGUGGUGCCGCUACCACCGCACCCCAGCACGAGUACUUCGUUGCCAGUGGAUCCCGUGUCCGUAAAUGAAGGCACGCAGAAGACCGAACGGAGAAGGAACCAAAGCAAAGACAUUAAGGCUCGUCCUAAGUACUUUCUUACUUCGUUCUAGUAAAGACAUUGACAUAUUAGCAUCCAACUACAUGUAGCAUUCAACUACAUGAUGUUGUCCUUUUCCUAAGCAUGAUCCAACAUGUCCUUAAUAUCCUAAGCAUGAUCCAUUCUUGUGUUCCUUAAAACAUCAAGAUCUUCUUUUUCUACUUGUGUGGAUCUUCUUUUUCUACCUGUGAAAACAGAACAGGAUAUGAAGGAACAUCUUCAAGAUGCAAGAAUGCGCUAGCAGCUCUAAGGACCACAGCAGUGGAAAGAUCUUCUUGUUGCCAACUCGCGGUAAGAUGGCCACGGAGAGCGUGCCUUUGAGUCUGUCAGGGCACGAACGAACGGAACUCGGUUCCCGGGUCGCACCGCAACUGACAGAACCAUCUUCGUUCGCUGGCGCCAGCGCGCGUGCUCGAGGCGGAUCGCCGAGUUUCCACUCGACGGUGUUUUCUCCCACGUUAAGGUCAGCUUUUAAAUCGUCCAUCUUGUAUUCUGUUUGUUUCGUUGGAUACCCUUUUGUUUCCCUUGUAUUGUGUUCGUCGUGGGAAAAAAAGGGGUCGAGAUGAGGGGACCGAGAUGAAUGAAAACCGACUCUAAUCACGGGGUCCAUGCAUGACGCGACCACGCAGGAUAACACGACCACCAGCAGCAUCUGGUCAACGGCGGAGCACCAUCAGCGUCGACAUCAGCCACAGCCCAUGCGAGGAGCCACACCAGCAUCGGUCUUCCGGGAGCUGCUGGCGCCUGGAGGUGCGCCGGCGCCGGGAGCGGGUACUUCACCAUUAAGGCUUUUAUACAGUAAUUGUAAGUCAUCUUGAGAUAGAAGCAUCUUGGGUGUCCCUUUUCGAAAGGAAAAACACGUUAAAGAUGCGGCUCAAGAUGAAUAUACAUAGGUGAGGUCUAACACUAGCGCCGGGGGCGGGUACUGCCCCAGCGCGGAAUGCAGGAGUAGACCCGCCUCGAAGUCCGCGCGUCGUGUAUCCACAUCCAACUGAUCAUGAGAAAGAUGACAGAAACCUGAACGCGUACCUCACACGGCGCUUGAUGCGCGAUCAACAAGGAACUGCCACUGCUUCGUCGACGUCGACGUCAGCACUCAUGUCAGGCUCAGGACAAGCGGGUGAGCUUAGCGGCUUAUCGAUCGAGCCAUCAAGUACGAGCGCUAGUACCCGACCCGGCAGAGGAGGGAAAGCGGAGGGGGAAGUAGACCCACCUAAGACUCAGUCUCAGACUGAAAACACAGGCGAAGUGCAGGAGACCGGUAAUUAUGAACUGCCACAUUUAGUUUUCGAUACAUGAUUAUCAGAUAAUAGGUACUGGGUUUCCGGCUCUAUUUCCUACUCAUACAUUUGAUUACCUCCAGCAACAGUUAUGUAAAAAUGAUCACAAACACUAUGACUAUGUAUAUUAACUACAUCUUUAUAUCUUCAGGGACAAGUGGUGCUCCAGGAGAAGAUAAUACGGCCGGAUCACCAGCGGAUAGCGGGUUCGCAUUUCACACGCCGGAUAGCACCAAGCGCACGGACAUGUCACGUGGGCAUGCAACACGAAGUUAUUCGUCUAAUCUGCCACAAAUGGCCGAAGAAGAUGAGCAGGGUCAAGAGGACUUUGCUGGCUCAGGAGCUCCUGUUCCACCUAUCGCACUUCCGCCUUCCGAAUCGGAUCGGCAACAAGUCAGUAGUCAGAUUCUGCAGUCACAAGGUAGUAUGAUCUCACCUGGUGGUGCGCUGCCGUCUUCGUAUGCUGGAAUGGCAAGUUCUAGCUCAUCUUCGUACCCUGAAAUGGCGUUGCCCCUGCCAACCUCUGGUUCACCGGGAAUUCACAUGUUAAGGCUUGUAGAUGAAGUCCGUCUUGACUCAUACAUAGGAGGUACUUCCUGAUCCUUGAGAAGCAUGAUAUUAUGAUGUUUAGAUUCUGGUUUUAGACGAGUAGUGAAAUAGGGUUACUUAGUUUCUUCAGGACGAUGUUUCUGUCACCCUGCAGGCCACUCGAAAGAAUGUGAUGAAGAAGUAUGUAGCGAUUUGAGGAGAGUCCUCUAAUUUCAGCUUCAGCGCAAUCGGCUGUCCCACACCCAUUGCCUGCAAUUGGAGGACCUCCAAGCUCUGACGUUGGUCGCGUGCAGUGGAAUGAGGAGGUCGAUGUGACCGCUUACGUGAACGAAGUGGACAAACUUAUGGCUACCGCCAAAGCAUCCUUAUAUAUAACGUCAUUCUGAAUGAUGGCCCAUUUUUCUACUUGAAAAAGAAGACAGGGAUGGCCCCAGAGGGAUGCGGAAGCGGUAGCUCUAACAAACACGCGUUGUUCUGGAACAUUGAGCAGCUGCGCCGUUGCAUCACGUGGGAAGACCGCAUGGAACUGCUGGCUAUUCUUAUGUAACGUUUUGUCGGCACCUUGCGUGUAGACUUAGCAAAGGCACCCUAUCCUCUCCUAUCGGCGCUUUGCGUGUAGACUUAGCAAAGGCACCCUAUCGAUCUGGAAGAUGAUCAAGAGUUAGGAAAAAUGAUCGCGUCCCUAGUUGUAGGUACAACUGUCAGCUUGUUCUAACGUGAGUGAGGAGCUGGAGCGUGCGCAUAGCGAGGAACGUGGCCGGCUGAAGCGGCGUGAAGAACUCCUGGUCGCACAAGAGCGAGCAGCCCUGCUCUCCAAGGCUCGAGAGAUCAUUCGAGAUUUGAACCUCAGUCGUGAGUUCCAAACCCUCUUGGAAGAGGAAGGCACUGCGCCGGAGAGAGCCGCACCAGGCUUCGGUAGAACUGACUCAGAAGGAACAGAGGUAGAGCAGGCGAACACGGAGGGACAGCAGCAAGCACAAGAACUAGCAACAGCACGAGAACUACAUCAAACCUCUGGAGCAGCAGGCAUGCAAGGUCAAGAGGUGCAACUUCAUCAGGGUGCACCAGGAGAGCCGCAGCAGAGUUCAGCCAGUAGUAGUUCGUCUAGUGCUGGUUCCAGUAGUUCGUCCUCGCAACCGAGGUCGUAGCUGCUCAUAUGCUCGUUGUGGGCGGUGGAGAAAUAGUUGUAACUACUGUAUUAACGGAAGGUGGAGAAGCAGUAUUUACUCGUACAUUGCGAUGAUGCACUGACAGUGACGUCAUUGUGUCGACAUAGAUGAGAGAUCCGUAAAUAUUCACACUUGAUUAUUAUUUAUAGUUUUCCCUAAAAUAUUCAAAGAAAUUAUACGAAAUUUUACUGCUAAGCAAUGUCAUAUUGAUUCAAGAAGAAAUACUAAUGCUAAGAAGUGAUAACGAUAAGUAGCAAGAAGCAUACGCGUAAAAGUAAUAGAUCUAGUUCCUACUUCCAACUAUGACUUCAACAAGAAAGCAUACGAUCAAUGCAAAAUAGACCUAAGCACUUUGUGAUGUGAGCAGUACAGUAUAGAACAAACGAUUAAGAUUGUACGUAUCUUUCAUUUGAACUUUCUCAACUUUGCAAAAUUAUCUUAGACCUCUUCAAGUGAAAGGAACGCAUCAAAGAUGAAUCAAAAUAGUCGAAGGCAUCACACUCGAAAUAGAAUUAGGUAGAACAACAUCAAUUUAGAAAGACGUAGCGGAGCUUCACGUAGCGGUUAUAUUAUCGUUCUUAGGAUAUACAUGAAUCAUUCCAAUCCAAUCCAAAAAAAAAAAAUAAUCAUUCUUAGGGCGUUGUGAAUGAGUUCGGCUUCACUAGGAAGUCUAAUCUUCAUUCCCGGGCACUUGUUUGAUGAGAAGUAAAGGGGAACAACUGAUCUUCUUCCCGUGUAAAAGAAACUACUGCAACUAUCUACUUCAUCUGAAAAUAAAUUGAACUUAUCCUGUUAUCUACCUAUGUAUAGCUAAAAUGAAACUUUGGCUCCUAUAUCUUCUUCAGAAAAAAAAUAUACUGCAAUUUACACUACUAUCAUGCAUCUACUUGGCCGAUUACCUAUUACGUCUAACAUCAUAAUGUAACUCAUCUUAUCUGCUCUUCUGUAAUUUUGGAUCACUGAUAUAGUAUUAGCAUGUACAUCAGCACAUUGUUACGAAUCUAUUCCUGCACACACUAUCUAACAUGACUAUCUAUCUAACUAUGUACCGACAAUUGAAAUUUAUGUUGACCUGACACCAAAUGAUUGUGAAAAUUGACUCAUCGUCAUCUAUCUACCAACAUCUAUGUAUUAAUGUGUAUUCAUCUCGUCUUGACUUUUUGAUUUAUCGUAUUAUCGCUUGAGCAUUUUAUUUGACAGGGGAGUUUAGUAAAAUGUUUUACCGAUGAAAGAAUUCGGUUUAGGGUAGGUCUUCAUUACCUUC